This is a messenger RNA of Ochotona princeps (American pika), 5014 nucleotides long. It is a transcript of the gene MLLT10, whose product is annotated as MLLT10 histone lysine methyltransferase DOT1L cofactor. The record is from RefSeq and is a predicted model, not a curated record. Bases 447 to 3659 code for a protein of 1070 amino acids. Gene Ontology annotation, biological process: regulation of transcription by RNA polymerase II. Gene Ontology annotation, cellular component: nucleus. Gene Ontology annotation, molecular function: histone binding; nucleosome binding. NCBI's taxonomy places the organism in Eukaryota, Metazoa, Chordata, Mammalia, Lagomorpha, Ochotonidae. The transcript has 23 exons.
CUCGGCACACCGCGGCGGCGGCGGGGGCGGGUGGCGAGGGGGAAGGGGCCCGGGAGCUAGGCCUGGGCAGCCUGCCGGCCGCGGCGACGCGCACGCAGGCCUCUCCCCGGCCUCCUCCCUGACGCCGGCCGCAGGGCGGGCGCGCACGCCGAGUGACGCUUGGAGGAGGAAGCGCAGUGCCCGUCCCCUCCCUCGCCGCCCCGGCCCAGCGGGAGCCCCCCCAGUGCGCCUGUGCGGAGGCCUACUUGAUUAUGUGUGCCCUCUCGGGGCGCCAGCGUUAGCGGCCGGGUGGAGGUGGGGAGGGACGACGACCAGGAGGAGGAGGAGGAGGUGGUGGAGGAGGAGGCGGAGGCGGAGGAGGCGGUGGAGGGGAGGUGGGGGGAGUCAGCAAGGACAUGGCUCCUGACUCCUGUGCGGAACGUGAGUGACUGAGCGGCAAAGCCUGAAUGGUCUCUAGCGACCGGCCCGUGUCACUGGAGGACGAGGUCUCCCAUAGUAUGAAGGAGAUGAUUGGAGGCUGUUGCGUUUGCUCAGACGAGAGAGGCUGGGCCGAGAACCCGCUGGUUUAUUGCGACGGGCACGGCUGCAGCGUCGCGGUGCAUCAAGCUUGCUAUGGCAUUGUUCAAGUACCCACUGGACCAUGGUUUUGCAGAAAAUGUGAAUCCCAGGAGAGAGCAGCAAGAGUGAGAUGUGAACUAUGUCCCCAUAAGGAUGGAGCUUUAAAAAGAACAGAUAAUGGGGGUUGGGCUCAUGUGGUUUGUGCCCUGUAUAUCCCAGAGGUACAGUUUGCCAAUGUUGCUACAAUGGAACCAAUCGUUUUACAGUCUGUUCCUCAUGAUCGUUAUAAUAAGACUUGCUACAUUUGUGAUGAACAGGGACGAGAAAGCAAAGCAGCCACUGGUGCUUGCAUGACAUGUAAUAAACACGGAUGUAGACAGGCUUUCCAUGUAACUUGUGCACAGUUUGCUGGACUGCUUUGUGAAGAAGAAGGCAAUGGCGCAGACAAUGUCCAAUACUGUGGCUACUGUAAAUACCAUUUUAGCAAGCUGAAAAAGAGCAAACGGGGAUCUAAUAGGUCAUAUGAUCAAAGUUUAAGUGAUUCUUCCUCUCACUCUCAGGAUAAACAUCAUGAGAAAGAGAAAAAAAAAUAUAAAGAAAAGGACAAACACAAACAGAAACACAAGAAGCAACCAGAACCAUCGCCUGCACUGGUUCCAUCCUUGACUGUUACUACAGAAAAAACUUAUACAAGUACUAGCAACAACUCGAUAUCUGGAUCAUUGAAGCGGUUGGAAGAUACCACAGCCCGAUUUACAAAUGCAAAUUUCCAGGAAGUGUCCGCACACACCUCUGGUGGAAAAGAUGUUACCGAAACUCGAGCAUCAGAGAGCAAAGGAAAGAAAUCUUCAGCUCACAACUCAGGUCAGCGGGGCAGAAAGCCUGGUGGAGGCCGGAACCCUGGGCCUGCUGUGUCCGCAGCCAGCCCCUUUCCGCAAGGGAAUUUUUCAGGAACUCCAGGCAGUGUCAAAUCAUCUUCGGGGAGUUCUGUGCAGUCUCCCCAGGAUUUCUUGAACUUUACAGACACAGAUCUGCGUAAUGACAGUUACACUCACACCCAACAGUCAUCGUCAACCAAAGAUGUCCAUAAAGGGGAGUCUGGAAGCCAGGAGGCGGGGGUAAAUAGUUACAGCUCCUUAAUUGGUCUGCCGUCCACAUCAGCUGUUAUAGCUCAGCCUAAAAGCUUUGAAAAUUCACCUGGAGAUUUGGGUGGUUCCAGCCUGCCCACAGCAGGAUAUAAACGGGCUCAGACUUCUGGCAUAGACGAAGAAGCUGUCAAGGAAAAGAAAAGAAAAGGAAAUAAACAAAGUAAGCAUGGGCCUGGUAGACCCAAAGGAAACAAAAAUCAGGAAAAUGUUUCUCAUCUCUCCGUUUCUUCUGCGUCACCAACGUCAUCUGUAGCAUCAGCUGCAGGAAGUAUAGCAAGUUCUGGUCUUCAGAAAUCGCCUACCUUGCUCAGGAAUGGAAGUUUACAAAGUCUUAGUGUUGGCUCAUCUCCAAUCGGUUCAGAGAUUUCCAUGCAGUAUCGGCAUGAUGGAGCUUGUCCAACAACUACUUUCUCAGAGUUGCUGAAUGCAAUACAUAAUGGUAUUUACAACAGCAAUGAUGUAGCAGUAUCAUUUCCAAAUGUAGUGUCUGGCUCAGGAUCUAGUACUCCUGUCUCCAGUUCCCAUGUACCUCAGCAGUCAUCGGGGCAUCUCCAGCAGGUGGGAGCGCUCUCUCCCUCAGCUGCAACAUCUGCAACCCCUGCUGUUGCUACAACUCAGGCAAAUCCUCUGACUGGAGCCUCUCUCGGUCAGGCACCAUCUCAUAUGUAUGGCAAUAGAUUAAAUACAACUUCAUCCAUGGCAGCUCUUAUAGCCCAGUCUGAAAAUAGUCAAACAGAUCCAGAUCUUGGAGACAAUAGCCGCGGCCUGGUCGGCAGAGGAAGCUCACCCCGAGGAAGUCUCUCCCCACGAUCGCCUGGCAGCAGCUUACAGCUUCGCUAUGACCAACCAGGCAGCAGCAGUUUAGAAAAUCUGCCUCCAGUCGCGGCGAGCAUCGAGCAGCUUCUGGAGAGGCAGUGGAGUGAAGGCCAGCAGUUCCUGCUGGAGCAGGGGACGCCUAGUGACAUUUUAGGUAUGUUGAAAUCAUUACACCAACUACAAGUUGAAAAUCGAAGAUUAGAGGAGCAAAUUAAAAACUUGACAGCCAAAAAGGAGCGUCUCCAGUUACUAAACGCACAGCUUUCAGUGCCUUUUCCAACAAUUCCAGCAAACCCUAGUCCAUCUCAUCAAAUUCAUGCAUUCUCAGCACAGACUGCCCCUACUACUGAUUCUUUGAACAGCAGUAAGAGCCCUCAUAUAGGAAACAGCUUUUUACCUGAUAAUUCUCUUCCUGUUCUAAAUCAGGACUUAACCUCCAGUGGACAAAGCACCAGCAGUUCAUCAGCUCUCUCAACCCCGCCUCCUGCUGGGCAGAGUCCAGCUCAGCCAGGCUCAGGAGUCAGCGGAGUCCAGCAGGUCAAUGGUGUGGCAGUGGGCGCGCUGGCCGGUGGGAUGCAGACUGUGACAUCCAGCCUUCCUGCUGUGUCUGCAGUGGGUGGAAUAAUUGGAGCUUUGCCAGGAAACCAACUGGCAAUCAAUGGCAUUGUGGGAGCUUUAAAUGGGGUCAUUCCAACCCCUGUCACGAUAUCCCAGAACCCAGCCCCUCUCACACACACAACUGUACCACCUAAUGCAACACAUCCAAUGCCAGCUACACUGACUAACAGUGCCUCAGGACUAGGAUUACUUUCUGACCAGCAAAGACAAAUACUUAUUCAUCAACAGCAAUUUCAGCAGUUAUUAAAUUCUCAACAGCUUACACCAGAACAGCAUCAAGCCUUUCUCUACCAGUUAAUGCAACAUCAUCACCAGCAGCACCACCAGCCUGAACUGCAACAGCUGCAGAUCCCUGCGCCAACCCAGAUUCCCAUCAACAACCUUCUCGCAGGUACUCAGGCGCCCCCGCUUCACACAGCCACUACCAACCCAUUCCUGACCAUUCAUGGAGAGAACCCAAGUCAGAAAGUCACACGACUUAGUGAUAAAACCGGGCCUGUGGCUCAAGAGAAAAGUUGACACUUGAAAAAACAUCCAGAAAUCGCCUCCCCUGCUGUUCUGGUACACUUUGUUGGCUGCCGCUGCAGUCUGUUUACUACAGCUGUGAAGAAAUUCAACAAGAGACUAACCACACAACACAGGAUUAGUUGCCACAAGCAUGUUCUUGUAAGGCUUUAAUUUUCUUAUUGCUCUAUUGCACCGACAUGGAAUUCCCAGACUCCCUGACCCACAUCUUUUGAUCUGUCAAAGAAAAUUUAGUAAUUCUGUCAAUGAAUUUAUAUGCAAUGAGUUUUUCCACCCAAAAAAUUUUAUAGCAAAACUAGAUGUGCACCAACUACAUUAAAUUGGAAUUGUGAACAAAGCUAGACUUGUUCCGUUUACGAGCUACUUCAUUUUACAAAUUGGAUAUGAAAUAGGAUCUUCUGUUCACAUUAAAAUAUGCUUGCUCUCAGAGUCAGAUCUCAAAACAAAUUUCAAGGGAUUAAUUUCUUCUGGACUUUCACUGGUUAAAUAUUGCAAAUAUUUAAUAUAGAUCAUCAACUAGUACUUGGCAAUCUUUGUUUAAACAAUUUCCUUCUAAUGGGAUUUGGCCCAUUUUGGUAAUCAAGUUAGGAUGGUAUUGUCUGCUUCUGCUACUGGCAGUUUCCUUUUGCUAAGUGCUUUUUCUUUAGUGUUAGGAUCUAUUCAGAAUUUUUAAAAAGUCCUUGAGUUCUAAGGCUGCUGGGGGAAACGAGGUCAAUGAAAGCAGAAGACUUCUUUUGGAAGGAGAGGCCACCCUGGACACUGCUGUGGGGUUGGCCUUCACAAGUGCCUGCAUUGUUGUGAUGGCUCCAGACAGCAGAGCUGAGCUACAGGGAGUCCUGGGGAAGCAGCACCAGCGGCCUUCCCCAUGCUCCCGCCUUCACUGAAAACUUUCUAUGCCACUGUAGAUAGCUCAGGCAAAACCAGUACUUGGGGAUUUAUCCACUAAUGAGUCACAAGAAAAUGAGUGGACUUUGGUAAGAAUAUAUGUUUGUUUUAUUUAAUCUACUUCCCAUUACUGACCAUUUAAACAAGCCAACAGAACAACAAAACCAACCAACACAAACACACCACUACCUUCCUGGAACAGGUGAGACCUAAAUUACAGCCUGUCUACUUUGGGUAGCCACGCUCUUGCUGUGAGAUAUGGCAGAGGGGUAAAUUAAACAACUGGGGAUGUGAUCAUCGGACUGUUGUUAAUGUGUGGAUUAUUAGUGGAAGAGACCCAGCUGUAAUUAGACCUCCACUGUGUGCUUAGCUGGAAGAACAUGUUAAUUCUGCAAUAUGUCUCUUGGUUAAACAUUGCACAGUUCUUACCUCAUCUCUGUAAAUAAGGUUUUGUGAAUCUGUUU